UUUCCACGCUUUCCUCGCUCCGGCGCUGUAGUGCACGUGCGCGUCAUACGGUCGACGCGUGAGUUUCGUUUUCCGUUGACCGUUUUUCACCUUCUUGAGUUCCCAUUUUCGGUUUCGCGGCCGGCAUCAUCAAGAUGCCCGGCUCCAGGAAGAUGAUCCUGGGGCACGUCAUGUCCGGCAUCUGUUCCAAAAUGAACCGCACCAAGCAGCUGCCCGCGGAUGUGAUGGAGACGCCGUUGAACCGAUGCCUGAACACGUUCGAUAUCACCCUGCUUGGUGUGGGGCACAUGGUGGGCGCCGGGAUCUACGUGUUGACCGGGACCGUGGCCAAGGAGAUAGCUGGGCCUGGGAUUAUUAUUUCAUUUCUGCUGGCUGGCCUCGCAUCGUUGUUGUCGGCGCUGUGUUAUGCAGAAUUUGGCACCAGAUUGCCGAAAGCGGGUUCUGCGUAUGUUUACACCUACAUCAGCGUCGGAGAGUUCUGGGCCUUCGUCAUAGGCUGGAAUAUUUUGCUCGAGCAUAUGAUUGGAGCAGCGUCGGUGGCGCGGGCCUGGAGUGGCUAUGUGGACUUCUUAUUUGGUGGAGCUAUCUCUAACACGACGCUUGCUAUCACCGGUGAAAUGCACGAGCAGCUGCUUGGUAAAUACCCCGAUGUGCUGGCGUUUGUGGUGUGUAUUGUGUACGCAUCUCUGCUGGGCAUCGGAGUGAAGGGUUCCGCGAUUGUGAACAGUUUUCUGACGGUAAUCAACUUGAGCGUAAUGGGGCUGAUAAUCGUUGUUGGGUUGUAUUACGCCAAUGAGGAAAACUGGACCAGCCAGAAGGGCGGGUUCCUUCCAUAUGGUUUCAGUGGCGUGUUGGCUGGAGCUGCGACGUGUUUCUAUGCGUUCGUGGGUUUCGACAGUAUCGCCACUUCGGGGGAAGAAGCGAAGAAUCCUAGUUUUUCCAUUCCAAUGGCUACGGUGCUGUCCAUGGGCAUUGUCACGCUGGGUUAUAUUCUGAUCUGUACGGCACUCACUUUGCUCGUGCCCUUCAACCAGAUCAACCCCAACGCCGCGCUGCCAGAGGCGUUUGCUGGUAUUGGCAUGCAUUGGGUGAAAUACGUUGUAAGUAUCGGAGCACUCUGCGGUAUGACUACUACCCUGUUUGGAUCGCUGUUCUCGCUACCGCGGUGCAUGUAUGCAAUGGCAAGCGAUGGACUGCUGUUUGGAUUCCUCGGUGACGUAAACAGCAAAACACAGGUUCCUUUGACUAAUUUGAUCAUCUCGGGUUUCUGCUCCGCGUUGAUUGCGCUUCUCUUUGACUUGGAAAAACUUGUCGAGUUCAUGUCUAUCGGUACCCUACUGGCGUACACCAUUGUGAGCGCUAGUGUCAUUAUUCUCCGUUACAGACCCGCGUUAUCCCCUAGCAGGAGCAUCCUCACAUUAGGCAGUGAGAUGUCUAUGAGCACUAGUGAACCCACCACGCCAUCGGAAGUUGUCAAUAUGGCGGGUACCCUUCGUCUGAAAUACGGUUGGUUGAGUCCACUCCUAAGUGGUUCAGAACCUGGCAGUGCGGUGACUGUUGCUGUAAUGCUCUACACCGUUUUUUCCGCUGCCUUAUGCGUGCUUCUGCAGGUCAGCUCUAAGGAUUUAAAGAGUGGCAUCUGGUGGACGAUCCUGCUUGCCGGUUUCUUCAUCCUUGUGAUGGGCGGCUGCAUGCUGGUCAUAGUAGCACAUCACCAGAAUCAGGAGGGUUUGCGUUUCAAAGUGCCAAUGGUACCGUUCAUACCGGCGCUGAGCAUUGUCUGCAACAUUGAAUUCAUGAUCCAUCUGAACGUGCUCACAUGGCUGCGCUUUUUCGUCUGGAUGAUCCUCGGCAUGCUGGUGUACUUCCUUUACGGCAUUCACAACAGCAAAGAGGGCGAGACCAUGUCCACCUAUUCCAUGCUGAUGACUUCCUCAGAGGCCGUCAAGGAGAAAUGGGGCAGCACGACACGUACCAACAUUAAGGGCAUGUUGACGCGACGGAAAAAUUCCACGCCCAGCGAGAGGAACGCUAUCAUGGACGACGACAAUGACGACGAAUUGCCGUGAAUUUGAUUCAACUCUGUGCAGAAAAUCAGUGACAAUAGAAUGGCCACGCGGCAAGACGACGACAUGUACGCACAUUUAAGUAAAAUGUGCACAUCUACACGUUAAUUUGCUAGGUUUUGCUGCUUUCGUGAAGAGAUUUAUUCGCAACUUGUUACCGACAAGUUCUUAGAACACACGCACUACAAUGGGAAAUCACAAGCUAGAGAAUUUGCUGAUUUUCUCCAGAAAGAGUGUCCUGAACAACAAAUUGCUGCAAAGAUGAAAGACAGUAUUAUGAUAAAUAGAAAUAUAUUCAGAGACGGCAAAGGAGGAGUAGUUUUGUACCUGAAAUGGCCGCGCACGCAUCCAUGGAGUUACGAUUUUGCACAAAGUAAACAAAGAAAAGGAAAAGGCGAACAACAGCAGUGGGUAACUAUGUAAAGAAAAGUAUAGCGUAGUAUAGAAUGUUAUGUUAUAUAUUAAAUUAUAUGUGGAUUAUUCUAUGGAAACUGCUACAGAUUACGAAUGUUUCAUUAAUUAAGAGUCUAUGUAUGUUUAAUGUACAUAAAUUAUAUGAAAUCAAA
Dalotia coriaria is the source of this 2632-nucleotide messenger RNA. Its product is annotated as cationic amino acid transporter 4. Gene Ontology annotation, cellular component: plasma membrane. Gene Ontology annotation, biological process: transmembrane transport; amino acid transport. The record is from RefSeq and is a predicted model, not a curated record. Gene Ontology annotation, molecular function: amino acid transmembrane transporter activity. Bases 135 to 2069 code for a protein of 644 amino acids. NCBI's taxonomy places the organism in Eukaryota, Metazoa, Arthropoda, Insecta, Coleoptera, Staphylinidae. The transcript has 3 exons.